Molecule: messenger RNA, 705 nt
Organism: Brassica oleracea var. oleracea
Lineage: Eukaryota; Viridiplantae; Streptophyta; Magnoliopsida; Brassicales; Brassicaceae
Product: WD repeat-containing protein 87-like
Exons: 2
Coding region: 1-705 (234 amino acids)
Source: RefSeq, a predicted model, not a curated record
AUGGACUGGAGGAUGAGUAAACUUGAAAGGAAUCAGCGACUGUUGAGAAGCAGGGCUAAGAAAAUAGAAGAUAGGUUAACUUCUAUUGAGAGAAAAGGAAAUGAGGCUGAGGAGAACAAUUAUGGUGAAUAUAUGGAUUUUGGACAGUGGGAUAAUAUGGAUUGUGGUAGACCUGAAGGGUUGGAUAAAACGGUUGCUGAGGAAAAUUAUGAUAGAGCUAAAGGAAAAGAUAGAGACACUGGUGAGGAAGAAAAUGAAGAGAACACGACAGAUAAAAGGCUGAGCAAGAGACUGAACAAGAGGCUGAGGAAGAGCAAAAGGCUGAGUAAGAAGCUGAGGAAGAGCAAGGGAAAGAGGUCCAAGAGAAGCAGCAGCCGCGUGAAGAUGGUGAGAAAGAGGACUAAGGCAGUAGCCGCAGGGAAACUAGUCCAUACACCACCAGAGAAAUUUUUUCAGUUUGCGAGACCCAGUGAGGAAGAGGAACUCGCAAGGUUGAAGGAGAGAUGUGUAGUACAAGCUGAAAAAUUGUGGAGGCAAAUUGAGGAAGAGGAAAGUGAUGAGAAAUCUGUGGAGAGUUUCGCUGAGGAAGAAGUAGAAAAGACACAAGAAAAUGUUGAGAAAUUGGUAGAAGAACCUGAAAAAACAGUGGAAGAGGUGGAAAAAACCACCGAGGAAGAAGCCACGCAUGUGAUAUACACUGAAUAA